Molecule: messenger RNA, 1889 nt
Organism: Myotis lucifugus (little brown bat)
Lineage: Eukaryota; Metazoa; Chordata; Mammalia; Chiroptera; Vespertilionidae
Gene: GMPR2
Product: guanosine monophosphate reductase 2
Exons: 9
Coding region: 282-1517 (411 amino acids)
Biological process (GO): nucleotide metabolic process
Cellular component (GO): GMP reductase complex
Molecular function (GO): GMP reductase activity
Source: RefSeq, a predicted model, not a curated record
GCGCGUUGCACCCUGGGAGUUGUAGUCUCCUGCUUCUCAGACCAACGACAACCUCAGUGUGUGAAUUCCGUUAACCAGAAGACCUCGCACAGCCGCCGCCGAAGCUGGAAUUCCUCAGUUAAUCGUUCUCGCCCGCAAUUAGCGGAAUCUGUUGGCGUGGCCCACAAGGCUUAGCGGGGCUGCACGAGGAUCGUUGCUAAGCAAGGGGAACUUCGGUCAACUGCCACCUUGGCUACGGCCACAGGAACCCUCAGAUUCGUUGCUACCCCGAAGCCCCCGCCAUGCCUCACAUAGACAACGACGUCAAACUGGACUUCAAGGACGUCUUGCUGAGGCCCAAACGCAGUACCCUUAAGUCUCGAAGUGAGGUGGAUCUCACAAGAUCCUUUUCAUUUCGCAACUCAAAGCAGAUGUACACUGGGAUCCCCAUCAUUGCUGCCAAUAUGGACACUGUGGGCACCUUUGAAAUGGCCAAGGUCCUCUGUAAGUUCUCCCUCUUCACUGCUGUUCACAAACACUAUAGCCUGGAGCAGUGGAAAGAGUUUGCCGGCCAGAAUCCUGACUGUCUUGAGCAUCUGGCUGCCAGCUCAGGCACAGGCUCUUCUGACUUUGAGCAGCUAGAACAGAUCCUGGAAGGUAUUCCCCAGGUGAAAUAUAUAUGCCUGGACGUGGCAAAUGGCUACUCUGAACACUUCGUUGAAUUUGUAAAGGAUGUACGGAAACGCUUCCCUGGACACACCAUCAUGGCAGGGAAUGUGGUAACAGGAGAGAUGGUGGAAGAGCUGAUCCUCUCUGGUGCUGACAUCAUCAAAGUGGGAAUUGGACCAGGCUCUGUGUGUACCACCCGGAAGAAAACUGGAGUCGGGUAUCCACAGCUUAGUGCAGUGAUGGAGUGUGCAGAUGCUGCUCAUGGCCUCAAAGGCCACAUCAUUUCAGUAAGGUCCAAGGGGAGAGCAGGGUAUGAGGCUGCCAAACAUCUGGGUUUUCUACUGGGUAUGGAAGCUCUGAUAGAGGUGGAUCAGGACUCCUGGGUUCCUGUCAGCUUUGAGGUGGACUGUUGGGACACUGCUGAGAGGGCUUGGGAAAUCCAUGCUGUUUCUUCACGUUGCUUCUUACUUUGCAGGAUGGAGGCUGCAGCUCUCCUGGGGAUGUGGCCAAGGCUUUCGGGGGCAGGGGCUGACUUUGUGAUGCUGGGUGGCAUGCUGGCUGGGCACAGUGAGUCAGGUGGUGAGCUCGUCGAGAGGGAUGGCAAAAAAUACAAGCUCUUCUACGGAAUGAGUUCUGAAACAGCCAUGAAGAAGUAUGCCGGGGGCGUUGCUGAGUACAGGGCCUCAGAGGGAAAGACGGUGGAGGUGCCCUUCAAAGGGGAUGUGGAACAUACCAUCCGAGACAUACUUGGAGGCAUCCGUUCCACAUGUACGUACGUAGGAGCAGCUAAGCUGAAGGAGCUGAGUCGGAGAACUACCUUCAUCCGUGUCACCCAGCAGGUGAAUCCAAGCUUCAGUGUUGUGAGCUAGGUCUGAGCAGUUCUGCCCUCCCAAGGCACCAGCAUCAAACUACAGGGCCUCCCACGUGGGCCCCUCACCCAUCCCAGCUGCUGUGACUGUUAUGUGAUCAUCUCACUCCUGAGAGCUCCUGCAAUAAUGUGUCUAUCUGCAUCCACAAAACGCACUCGCUAGGGAGGAAGCAAGGAAGGCAGGCUGAGAAAAUGAAGUUGAUAAUCAAAUGGGAAUCUGGAGACUCAGCUUCUGAAGAUUACUAAAAGAAAAAGAUAGUGAUUCAUACAGUACAUAAAUGUUUUAGAUAUGGCCAUGGUCUUAAGAGGUAGGCUUUCAGAAUCAUGCUUUGCUAAUCAGCUUCAUUAAAUGCAAUCUUUGAAUAUCUAAAAA